Symbiodinium natans is the source of this 351-nucleotide messenger RNA. NCBI's taxonomy places the organism in Eukaryota, Dinophyceae, Suessiales, Symbiodiniaceae. The record is from the annotation of a GenBank genome assembly.
AUGUCGGAUUCUGAUGAUGUCGACGCGGGCGCGAGCCCAGCGGAUGGCUGGGAAAGGAUUUUGCAGCGGAAUUUGGUGUCAAAAGCAGUGGCAGGGAAGCUCCUGAGGGCCAUGGACAUCAUCCCAGCAGGUUGGGGCGAUUGCCCAGACAUGGGGCCAGUGGUGCAGAAGGCUGGCUUGAAAGGCCAUGGACUGUUCAGCAAGUGCGCAAUCAAGAAAGGCAGGGUUUCGAAACGGUCCCCAAUGUUCGAGGAGACCCCCCCUCACCCCCCGCCCCCCUGUCCCGUGGAUUUGGGCAAGCCUGCGCGCAGGUGCAUUCAUUACGGAGUUCUUGGGGGAGCUGGUUGUUGA